Molecule: messenger RNA, 993 nt
Organism: Boleophthalmus pectinirostris (great blue-spotted mudskipper)
Lineage: Eukaryota; Metazoa; Chordata; Actinopteri; Gobiiformes; Gobiidae
Product: POU class 2 homeobox associating factor 1
Exons: 5
Coding region: 117-938 (273 amino acids)
Molecular function (GO): DNA binding; POU domain binding
Source: RefSeq, a predicted model, not a curated record
GAUUUGAACAGCACUGAAAUCCCAAGGGCCCUGGUCGUGCCACAGUUAUAAAGACCCACACUCUGUCCCCACUUUGAUCGUUGCCUUCACUUGAACGUCCUGAUACAGCCAUCACAAUGCUCUGGGAAAAAUCUCAACCAGCAGCUGAGGUGCGGCCCAGACCAUACCAAGGGGUUCGGGUGAAGGACCCAGUCAGAGAGCUACUCCGGAGGAAAAGAAGUGCAGCACCCCCUAACUCCAAGGCAACGGCUCCAACUGUGGAGGUGGGACCUUUUGUCAGUCAAGGACUAUUCUCCAGCUCUGAGUCUUCUGCAGCACUGAGUGAAGGGUGCUCUGGGUGGAGAGCUGUGCCCACCUCUGGCUGCCCUGUCCAGCCUACUCUCCUGCCCUGGUCUGCCCCUGAAAGCAACCCCCAGGACGGCCUAGCUCCGAGCCAGUCCUAUUCCGUCACCACUGCCCUCUCCACUGGCACAGACCUCUACAUGUCCACCCUGUGCCCUAGCUACACCAUGCUCACCUACACCCAUGCUCCUCUGCUAACUAACUUUGGUACUAUCCCAGUGGCUCCAGUGCCCACCCCUCUGCCUCAGAUGGACUCAGACUCGGGGCUCACAUACCUGCCCUGGACCACCAUGUCCAGCAACGCAGCGCUGAGCGGGUCCCCCCUGCUCCAUGUGCCUCUCUCCAUGUCUUUGGCCACAAUGAUCCCUCAGCUGGACCCACAAGUGUCAAACGCAGAUACGCAAAUACUGGAGGCACCGCUGCAGCCUGUAGCAGAGGGACCAAGUGAGGGGCAGAGUGACGGACAGAGUGAGGAGGAAGACCCAGAGAAGCAGGAGUCUCCCAGCCUUCUGGAUAAACUUUUGGAAGAGCAAAAAGCUGAAGAUGAAGAAGAUAAAGACUUAUACAGUGACUCAAUCUAUGUCACAAAUGUGUAAUAAAAGGAAAUUCUUUGAUGUUACAGUUUAUAAUAAAGAGAUUUUAUCAACUUUU